AAUGUUGAAGUGACAGUGUGUGUGUGAAGAUGGCUGCCGAUUGAUUGUCAUUUUUCUUGUUCGUACGUGAAAAAGUUUCUGUGAAAAAUUCCGUGGAAAUUCACAUGAAUCAUAAAUCAAAGUAGUGCAAGGAUAUCCAUUGGCAUCCCAAGAGGUGAUUAAUUGUGCAGUAUAGCAGCAAAAGUGGGUGAAAGGUGGUGAAAAGUGCCAUUGAAAUUCGCGACUACGCAGAAAUCUGCCACAGCACUUAAAGCAGAAGCAAUAAACAGCGUUUUUUUUUAGAAGAAUCUACAAAGAAAAUCCUUAGUUAAUUGAGCAAGAAGAGGAACCAUGCGUGAUCCGUCGUUGGUGAGAUGCUCUUGGACGUGUGGAAAAAGCGCGAGACUCUGGCCAGGCGAGGUGUAAGGAUUAUUGUGGACGCUAUGACACGCAAAAGGCGCCCAGUUCGUGACACAAAAGUGCCCAAAGAGGCGAAUUAUGUGAAAGACACUUACUACGAUUCCCUGAUUGACAGCACCAAAGUGGCUGGGGGACGGGUGAAGAGUGAGACUGUGCAGGGUAGGGGGGAAUCCAAUGGUCCGUCGUUGCGCUCAAAGCGUGAAACGUGCAAACGGAUCAACUAUACAGAACCCAAGGAUGAGGAGUGCUUGAUAGAGAGGCGCAAAGGGAAGCCACCACUCUACAAAGUUAUCGACAAGAGUAUGUCGUAUACCAAGCAGAAUCACACGGGUCGCGAUAGAUUUCCGGGGCGACCGAAGCCCAAGGUGCUAUCGAAUCUCGUGGCGAAGAUCCGGAAGAGGCGUAAGACGGCACUGUCGGUGCUGAGUGACGAAGCGGAUAAUUUUAUGUUUCCGCGAACGACAACGAGGGCAGACACCGAAGACAGUGAUUCCGUUGAUCUGGACAGUAAGAUAGAGAUGCUCAACCAUGAGAUGGGAGAGUCUCCGGGACGCACCAAGGAUGCUCCACCGAAUGGACUGAGGCCAAAUCGGAGGAAGAAGAAUCACGUUGACAGCUAUUUGGAUGACAACAAUUCUGACUAUGGGAAAUUCUCACCGACAGCAUCAAGGCUGUUGGGUCAGGAUGCUGUGGAGCCAAUGGCUGAAAUUGAGGAUGUUAAGCCACAGACUCCGGUGAUUCCCAAUCUCACCAGGAUCAUCAAUAAGGAGGAAAUUGUGCGACAUAGAUUCGCAUUUGAAAGGGUGCCAACGACUGAACCGUGGUACGAUGCAUUCCUAAGGCAGGACGAAGGACGCGAAAAGGUCUUUGAGUACUACGGAAGCACAGCUUACCGGAAACUGCCAUUUGAAAUGGGACCUCUUCCUCCCCUGCCACCCAAUUGUUGCUCCCUGAUGGUGAGCAAUUCCAAAACCACCUCCACAUGCACCAAAACCUCCGCCACAGACUCCUCCAAGGAGGAUCCGAAAAAGUCCUCCUGUCCCUCCUCCAAAGCCACUGGCAGCAGUUCAUCCAGCGAAGUGCUGUCGAAGGCGAUGAAUAAGAAACGCCGACAAUUGCUGGACAUUGAGUAUCCGCGCAAGAGUCCGCGUAGGCAUGCAUCUACGCUGGCCAUUCUGAGUUGUCUGGUGCAGCAGCGGAAAAAGGAGGAGAGUGCCAGUGAGUCGGAGAAGAAUGGUGGGUGCAGCGAUGAGAGUGAUACGCAGAGGGAGAAGAAGAGAACAAAGACUGCCUCGCCAAAGAGGGAACGACGGGACUAUAUCAAUGUGGCUCAGUUAAAUCGGGAAAUUGAAGAGCUGCUGAGUGAUCCGGGCAAUGAGAGUUUUGAGAGUGUCGAUGUCAAUGUGUUGGAAAAUGAGAAACUCUUUGUGCCCCUCAAUACAUUGCCGGAUUUUAUGAGUUUGGUAGAAAGUGCAGAAGAUGAGGGAAUAGUUAAGGAGCAAAUUGGCAAUGAGAGUCAAUUGAAGAAUACCAAGAAGAGGAAGAACAAUAGGACAGGAUGGCCAAAGUGCAAGAAGAAUCGAGGAGUGAGAAAGAGCACAAAUAGUGAAACGGUGGUGAAUGUAAAGAGUGAAGAUUUAUGCGUGGGGACAAAUGUGGUGGAAGCCAAAUCGCCAGACAGUGAAAUUUUCACAGUGUCAUCGUCCACGGAGAGUCUUCAGUCGGGAUUGAGUGAUUUAGAUGGGAAAACUGCCACGAAAGAUUCCGAUACGUUGAGUUUCAGUGCAAAGAGUUGCUUCAUCAGUGACGAUCCGGAAGAGAUCAAUGGGACAAAUUCGUCAGAUAAGGAGGAUGUGAGAAAGAGUCCGAGUCCGGAAAGGGUGAAAAUUAAGGUGGAAGAUGAGGAAGAACGUCGUCUUACCCGAAGAAAUUUCUAUCAGCCAGUUAUUGCGCUCAAUCGACUGGAUACUCAACUCGUGUACAAUUCCUACAGUCUGAGAUCAUCGGUGGUCACGACCAAGGCCAAAGGGAAGUGCAGACGAAAUGAAAAGGGGCAGUAUCUAAAGGCACUAUCUCUGUCGCCGAAGAAGAAAAAGAACACAUACAGAUAGGCAGAAAUGGACAAUCCCGAGCUCUGAGAGACAGGUACUAAAUUUUUAGAGAAAAAAAGAAAUAACAAUAAUGGCAUAAUUUUACUUUACUGGAUAUUUUUUUGAGAAAUAGAAAAAGUUCCUCCCACUAAGAAAAAUAGGCCACGCCCCUUCGUGAAUUAUCGCCAAAUAAGUUAAGAUUGUUUUUAUUUUCAAUAUUAACUAUUUUUAGCAGAAUUUAAUAAUGGAGCUGUUCUUCAUUUAACUUUACAAAGAAUCUAAGAAUGCCGCUUGAGAAAAAGAAGCCACGCCUCUACACUGAGAGAAAUCCGAAAAAGUUAAAAUAACUUUCCGGAAAUGUUUAUUUUACCCUGCAGUAUUGAUCCGAAAUCGGUGUAAAUAUUACCCUUUUUAGGUGUAUUGGGGGUUAAAGUUACCCUUUUUCAUGUUAUUUUUACCCUUAAAAAGGUGUAUAAUUAACAUUAAAUAAUAUUGAUAUAUUUUUACACCCAAAAAGUGUUAAAGUUAUGAGGAAAAGAAGUUAAUCGCAUCCCCUUUUUUCUCAGUGUAGGGUGGAAUCACCAGUUCUCGCCAGUGCCCCACUUUUCGCCACCUAUAUUGAAAUCGCUAUUUAUUGCAAUUUAUCAAAUAAAUGAGCCACAAAGUUAUUUGUAUUUUUUCUGCUGCUACGUAUAGAGUCGAAAAAUAAUAAAUAUUCGUUUUGGAUUUACAAUUUUGAUAAUUUUUUAGAGUAAUAUUUAUUUUUUAUUUUUUCAAAAGCCUUAAGAAAAGACAUUUUUCUUAUGAUAUAUCUUGUUCGAAUUUCGUAGUGACCAGACUAGUGUGUGGAAAAAGUCAAAAUGAGGCUCAUAGUAUUCUUGAGUCAUUGCUAAAUCCUUUCAAAACGACUGAGUUUCUCUUUUACCAGAUAUCUACUAUGGUAUUUUGUAAAUUUUUGUAACCUUGUGUUUUCGUACAAAAUUUCGAAAUUCUGUUUAAAUUUUUCGAAUAUCUGUCGAUAAUUUUUGCAAAGAGAAAACCAUUUGCUUUUUAGCCGAGACACUUUAAAGGAAUCAAAUUCCAGACGAACUCAGCGACUGGUCGGUUUAUCAACAGGAUAACAAUUUUUACAAAGCUGUGAAAAUUGUUAUUAUUAUUAAUAAAUUUUACAAACUUGGAUAAAAAAAUAAUAGAAAGGGAAAUUGAGUAGUCUUAUGUCCCUUAAUGCUCACAUUAACUUUUGUUUUGUAAACUUGUUUUAGACACUUCAAUGAGAGUGAAUGAAAUCUAGAUGUAGUCAUCUCGCUCAGUCUCAUAGGAAACUUUCUUUGUAAAUAUGUUUUCGUAAUUGCUUAUGAGAGUGAGAGAGAUGACUAGAUCUAAGUCGCACUCGCUCUCACUGAAAUGUCAAAAACAUAUUUACAAAACAAAAGUUAUUGUGCGCUGGACAUUACACUAUCUAUAAUGUUUUUUUAAGUGUUUUAGUUAAAUCUUUUAUUGCUAUUUGAAAAGGAUUCCCCUUUGUGAAAUUAUUGGAUUUCCAUGUAACAGAGAAAUUAUUUAUUGUCUGUCAAAUGGGCAUUGGGGAAAAUCCUUACUGUUUUGUUUUAUUUUCAUUUUUGUCAACCGGAUAAGCAUCCAACAGGAGCCUAUUGAAGCGUAUUUGAUUGAUGACCGGAAAAUUUACACCAUUUUAUUAUUUGUUUAAAAAAUUUUGUCAAAUAAUAAGACCGUUCAAAUCUUGGAUGGUGAGAGACCUCUGACUCGACUGAGUGUCACAGUUGUGAGUUCUAGUCCCGUCUGGUGCAUAAGAUCGAAGCGUCGAAACGGAUAUUUUUCACGAUACAUUGUAAAGGGGUGGCAAAGCGUACCAGACUUUGCGAAGUGCUCGAAUUCGUGACUUUCGUGUUAUAGGGUAAAUUAAGCUAAUUCAAAACCUGCUCUAAAUGGAAAUUUUACGCUACUCCAAAUGGAAACGUCAUUGUUUUCAUGAUAAAUACAGUACUAAAUUGCUAUAUUUUUAUAUCUUCUAUACCACAGUUUCAUUAUUUAGUUAAUUUUUCUCCAAAUAAAGCGAAAAUCCAUUCAUAUUCACAAAUUUUUAUUUGUUAAUUUCUCAAAAAUUAAAAGUGUACCUUUUCAUCAUCGAAUUUUUCAUUGAUCGACCAUGUUUUCCAAUGAAAAACACAAUGAGGUGACUCUUGUUUAUUUGUUUUGUUUAACAUUUAUAUCAUAUUUCUGGCUAAUUUUAGUUAAAUUAAGUGCUAAUCUUUAUUGUUAACGGUACGUGAAGUUUUCAAAUGAAAUAAUUACCUAUUUCGUGAACAAAAAGGGUUUUUAUGAAGUGUCUGCAAAUGCUUCAACAGGAAACCCCGGAAAUAUGAUUUUUUUGGAGAGAUUUUCUUAUUGUUUUGGAUGGGAAAGGAAAAAAGACCAGGAAUAAGAACAAAUCCUGCACUCAGGAGCAACUCAACAAGGUUUUUGGAAGCCUUUCGUCGCGGUUUCACUUACACUGGUCUCCAAUUACAAACUUUCCCUUGUCUCCAUUUGGAUUAAUUUGUUUCCAAUAGAAGCAUUUUACACUCGCGUAUUUUUCUUGUAUUUAAGAAGUUUUCAAAUUAUAUAUAAAGAAUUUCCACUAAACAGUAACAUUCAUGAAGAGACAAGGAGGAAAUUUAUGUAAUUCUCUUCAGAAAAAAAUAUGAACUUAAUGUGUUGAAUGUCCUGUCAAAGUUAAAGCGUCUGAAAAUAAUUUUGAAUUUACCCUAAUCUCAAAAGUGCUUUCGCACCAUUUAUUGUUUACCGGUUCUUAACCGAUUUGAACCGAUUUAUAAAUUACUAAAAAUAUUGUCUAAAAUACACCUUAAAAUCCACCUUGAAUUUUGAAUAAAAAUUAAGUUUAGAAUUUAUUUAGGACCGAUUGGAACUAACUUAAUUUUAUCGGAAGUUCCAAGACCUUUCCAACGAGAACAAACAUGACCCCAUUUGCUUGAUAAAUGCGCUCUCUAGUGUGUUUUUAACCUUUGACCUUAAAAACCCGUUAUUAGUAAUGAUUCAACGGUAUUUUCGUAUGACAAAAUGUUCGCCUGGAUAAUCUCUAUAACGUGAAAAAAAUGCACGACGCGUUUUCGAGCAAUUCCAAGAAAAAACAUGGUAUUGGAGGCAAAGGGGAAGGAUGGAGUUAUAUAAGGGGCAUGUGAACGAUCCUUGAGUCGACAUAUGAGGGGUCUCCCUUAAGUCCCAAAUCGCUAUCUGUUACCUUUUGGCCUCUAGAGUUUGCGACAGUCGGACGGACAGACGGACAAACAUCGUGACAUCAUUUCUCAGAAAUCGUCUGAAAUGCGAAGAUUUUUUGAGAAAAGUGGUCUCUUAUCAUUAUUUAACGGUUACUGAAUUUAAAUUCUUUACAAGAAACCAUUUCAAACACUAUUUAUUUGUAUAGUGCAAGUAACUAAGAAAAGAAUUUGUCAAUCAGAAUUCAAAUUAUAAGAGAAAAUGAAGGAAAAUAUUAUCAAAAUCGAAGCAUUGUCAAAUAUUUCUUACGUAACUUCGAGCACAAAUUUUGCAUAACUUUCCAGCAUGCGAAAAAAUCCAAUCAAAUGUAUUCUACCUCUGUUUUUCGUAUUUAUAAUACGUAUUUGAAGACCUGAAAAAAAACUUAAAGUCCCUUUCCAACUUCGAUUAGGAUUUAAUUGUGCAGAAAUCAAUUAAAGCGGGAAUAUUUUGGAAAUAAAUAGGGGCGCACUCGUUUUCGAGACAGGCAUCUCUGAAAUAGAAAAAAUUCUGCUCCUCAGAAAGCAUUAAUUCUCCUCAAUGUUAAAAAAAAUCAUUUAAAAAAUAACGAUCUUCGAUUGAGCAUAAUUCAUGAAGGGGGCGUGGCCUAAAGUGUUUAUAAUUGGAAUUUACAUAAGAUGAAAUUCUUUUUAUCCACAGAAACCAUUAAAAGAAAAGUUUCAGUAAAGCAAAAGUGUCCUAAAAAAAAAUCUCUUGUGAAUAAAAGGAAAAAAGUGAGCGAGAUUUUUUGUACCAUAAAAUUUUCAUUUCAUUGUACUUCUUCCUCAUAGGAUCAUUGUUUUUUAUAUUUUAUUCAUUUUUUUUAGAAUAAUCUCGCUAUGUUUGUAUUAAAGAGUCCUUUUUUUAUUUCACAUUUCUCUCUCUCUCGGACAACCAGAAAAGAAAGAUCUUUAAAAAAAGAUUCUUAAACCUAACUGUAAGAAUUUUAUGUAAAAAAAACAACAAGUAUUCUUAACAAGAAAAA
Molecule: messenger RNA, 6747 nt
Organism: Phlebotomus papatasi
Lineage: Eukaryota; Metazoa; Arthropoda; Insecta; Diptera; Psychodidae
Gene: chif
Product: protein chiffon
Exons: 4
Coding region: 354-2510 (718 amino acids)
Source: RefSeq, a predicted model, not a curated record